GAAGCCUGUUUUAGGAUUGCAAUAAAACCAGAUGAUUUAAGAAAAAAAACAAUUAAGAAAUUAUUAAUUUAAUUAAAUCGAAAGACAGUUCUAUUCCAAUUAAUUAAGAUACUAUAAAUAUGUUUCAAUCUCAUUUAGAGGAAAGAAGAGCAAGAAAAAUUGCUGAGAUGAGAGAAGAAAGAAAAUAAGUAGAUGAAGAUGAGAAAAAUGGACUUUGGAACAGUUAAUAGGGUUCUAUUAUGUUUAAAUAAUCAUAGAAUAGCUAAGUAAAUGAUUCAUUAUAGCAGGGAUCUUAAAUGGGCUAAAUUAGUUUAGUGGAAAAAGAAAAAAGAAUGCUUGAAAAAAUGAAAAGAAGAUAAACUGAUAAAAAAAGAUUUUAAUAAGAAGAAGAAAGAAGAAAAAAAGAAUAGUAAGAAGAAUUAGAAAAUAAAAAGAAAUAAUAAAUAGCUUAUGAAAAAGAAUAAGAAAGAAUAAAAUAAUAAUAAUAAAAAGAAAGGGAAAAAUAAAAAGAAUUAAGACAAAAAGAAAAAGAAACUAUCGAAAAAUAAGAAAAAAUGAGAUAAUAAACAGAAUAAAUUUUAUAUUAAUAACAACAAAUGUUAGAUGAAAAAAGAAAAAAGAUGGAAGAAUUAGAAUUUAAAAGAAUUGAAUAAAUGAAGACUUAAACUGAAGAAAGAAAGAAAAUAGCUAGAGAAUAGAAAUUAUUACAUGAAUAACAUUUAGAAAAAUGCAAAAAAGCAAACGAUGAUAAAUUAAUAUAAAAAUAACAAGAAUAUUUAAAGAAAUAAGAAUAAUCAGAAAUUAAUAAUUUAUAUUUAUUUUUAUAAAAUUAAAAAUAUAAAAAACUUUAGUAAUCAAAUGAAUAAAAAUAAGAAAAAAAAUUAAAAUAAUAUAAUGAUAAAUUAACAGAAUAAGAAAAACGAAAAUAAGAGAUUGAACAUGUUUUACAAAAGUAAUAAUAGGAGAAAAAAUAGAACUUUAUGGAUAAAGAAAUAAAGAUAUAAACUAUAAGAGAGAUAAAAAAUUAUAAGACUAACUUAAUAAAUUAAAAUGAUGAUGGAUGA
Ichthyophthirius multifiliis is the source of this 1064-nucleotide messenger RNA. RefSeq lists its product as hypothetical. The record is from RefSeq and is a predicted model, not a curated record. Lineage: Eukaryota; Ciliophora; Oligohymenophorea; Hymenostomatida. The transcript has 7 exons.